AUGUCCGGACAAAACCAGCAGCUCACGCUGUUAUCGAAGCACUGUCUCUUGGGAAUACCGGAAGAGUUGCAAGUUUAUACUCUCCUCGAGCUUACAGCGGAGGACAUUUUGGCUAUCACGAAGGUCUGCCACGCUCUCAAUGACCUUGUCAAGCGUACGCCUGCCGUGCAGUACAAGCUAGAGCUCGGACUCGCCGGGAUGGUAGACGGACCCGCCCAAGGAGUACCUGUCGGGAAGCGUCUCGGGAAUCUGCGUAUGUAUCAGGCUGCUUGGCGCGACAACGACAUCCCCAUGCAAACCGUCGUGAUCCCCCACGGUGCCCCCCGCCCCUACUUCAAGAUGCUGAGGCCUGCGUCUGUCUUUUCUGGCAUAACGGAAGAGAGUAAAGUGAUGAAAAUCAAGGAGAACCUCAUCGACGAAGGUUACAUACAAGGAUGCGCCGUUGAUGUCGCGCAGGACUUGGUUGUCGUAACGAAGCUGGAGCUUGGCGAGCUUCCAGAGUUAUACAUCCUAUCGCAAGACGGAACGUUUCACCCACUCGCAGCGCAACCGCACAUUGAAGGAGACGAGGAACUCUCUGAAUGCAUAGACCCUGAGGAGAAGCUCGAGAUCUGUGGAGACCUGAUCGCGUGGUCAGUAGCCACCGACUCUACAAAUAUUACCGUGAUCAACUGGAAGACGGGCCGCACGGUUUGGUCUAGUGGAGAAUGGCAUGACGGUAAUCCGAUGUUUUACCUGCGCUGCCACUUCCUCGACCCCACGCAUCUCUUGAUCGUCGAGAACUUGAACCUACACAUCCAUGAGGUCGACCCGGCGCAGCCUCACUGCAACGCUUCGUACGACAAUGCGUUGUGCACCUUGAAGUUGCCCGCACUUGCCGGACAGAAGAGCCCUCACGACGUGAAGAGUGCCAUGGAGAUCCCGCCUGUGUACCCCGGCGCCGCAGCGCUCUUCCAGCGCGAUCCUGCACUCACCCUGCUCGCGCUCAGGUUUUCGGCGUGUAAUGACCCCGUGUAUCGGCGCUCCUCCACGGUGUGCAAGUCCUUCGUCGCUCUGAUACCCAUCGCCACCUUAUUCGCUCAGCUUGAACGCACUCGCAACAAGGAGAAGACUCCGCCGCCACAGGGAGGAAAGGGUCGCAAGGCGCCCAAGGCCAACGUCGCUUCAUGGGAAGAGUGGAGCCCGCUCGGAGCACGCUUCAUGGAGGUCAAAGACGACGGCUGCCGCAUGCGUGCAAUGGGCUCCCAGUGCCUGAUCGUGCCGCGCAAGGGGCCCGAUGACAAGCCGGAGGCGUAUCUGUUCGACGCGCACCCGCUCGCCGGGGACGCUCCGCAUGCGAAGGUCGACUUGAACGAGUCCAAAGUGCGCGCGGACGAGUACAUCACAGAGCCCGAGUGGUUCGUCAACCCGGUGCACAGCACUCUGCCGUAUCGUGUCGCGCACAAGACGUAUGACAGGAAGUUGGAGCCCGAAGCCCACCAAUACCUCGGCUCGAUGUCGAUAUCGCAUGACGGGCUCAUUGGUGUGAGCUACCAGCUACCGCCUCCGAAGUCGAAGUGA
This is a messenger RNA of Trametes versicolor FP-101664 SS1, 1560 nucleotides long. RefSeq lists its product as uncharacterized. The transcript has 4 exons. The record is from RefSeq and is a predicted model, not a curated record. NCBI's taxonomy places the organism in Eukaryota, Fungi, Basidiomycota, Agaricomycetes, Polyporales, Polyporaceae. Bases 1 to 1560 code for a protein of 519 amino acids.